Molecule: messenger RNA, 1425 nt
Organism: Trypanosoma theileri
Lineage: Eukaryota; Euglenozoa; Kinetoplastea; Trypanosomatida; Trypanosomatidae
Exons: 1
Coding region: 1-1425 (474 amino acids)
Source: RefSeq, a predicted model, not a curated record
AUGACAACGAUGUUCGUCCAACUACGCCGUGUGGUGUACCUGUUGGUACUUCUGCACUUCUGUACGAGUUCGGUGUACGCAAACGCGCAGAUGGACGUUUUGAGUCGGCGCGAAAGGGAGGCUGUGGUAAACCAAGAGGAUGCACUGGGGCUGUUUCUGGAUGUUCCUAAUUACUCCCUGGAUGAGCUGAAGCAGGAUGACGUUUUGAAUAAAGUUGAUCAGUUGCCGCUCACAGUGCAUCAUCUGUUGUUGGCCGUCAAGGAUUCGGAGAUUCAUUAUAAAAACGGAACGGCUUGUAAGGCCGAGUGGGAAAGAGUGGUCGCAACGAAUGAGAAAACGGUGAGGGAAGCUGAGGCGGCCACCAAAGAGAUCAACGAUCUUCUCGCAAAGGUCACAAAGAUAAAGGAGGACGAGAAAGCAAAGGUAGUUGACACGAAAAAUACCCGGGCGCAGGAGUUUAAUGAGGUACUCGAGAAGAUACGAAGCGUACUGAAAAAGUAUAAGGACAAAGCACCUAAUGGAGAGACGGUAUUUGAAAUUGCCAAAGCGCACCAAGCCGAGCUUUUGUGCUCGGCCAUACGUUCCAAUGUGGACCAUGUUUUGGGGAGACUUAAGGACAAACUAAAGCUACUUGGUUAUUAUGCGGAGCAAGAGUACAACACGAGUGAGAGAGCAAUGAGGGUGAAGAAAAUAGGCGAGCUGGUGCGCGACACAUUGCAAAACGUCACACAUCUUCUUGGUAAGGUGAAAGUGCAUGAUAGAUUUGCAGUGGGCAAAGCCAGUGACCAGGUGGAUGCCUGGAAGAAGGCGUACGAGCAGCUCAAUGAUCUUGAGAAUUUGGCAGAGGAACGUGCAAUUGGUGGGGGUUCUGGAGAGGCCAUCACGAAAAAAAAUGCUCAGGUGAUUGAGGAAAUAAAAAAGGACAUCAAGAAACCAAAAGAGGAUAUUGAUAAGGUAACGCAGGAGGGGGAUGGAGAAACGAAGGCCAGAAAGAAGAAGGUGUACGGGGAGGUCAACAAAAACAUGACGGAGGCAAUUAAGGUUGCGACCAAAAGUAUGGAGGAGGAGAAGAAAAGGAUUGCACGAGAAAGGGCAAAAAGAGAGGAAGAGAGAAGAGCUGCAGAAGAUGCGGCAAGAAGGGCUGAGGAGGAGAAGAGAAGGAUUGCACGAGAGACGCAGGAAAGGAUAAGGAGAGAGGAAGAAGCAAAAAGAGCUGCAGAAGAAGCGGCUAGGAGGGUUGAGGAGGAGGUAAAGAAAAGGGCACAGGAGGAGGAGGAGGCGAAGCGAGUAGCUACUGAAGAGGCCAAGAAAGAGCUGGCGAGAAAUACCAAAAAAAAGAAAGAUAACAGUGUCCGUCCUUCUUUGAUGCACGGUCCUUUGCUGCUGCUUCUGUUGUGUGUUUUGGGUUGCACUCUCGUGUGCUAA